Molecule: messenger RNA, 657 nt
Organism: Lycium barbarum (goji berry)
Lineage: Eukaryota; Viridiplantae; Streptophyta; Magnoliopsida; Solanales; Solanaceae
Exons: 2
Coding region: 1-657 (218 amino acids)
Source: RefSeq, a predicted model, not a curated record
AUGCAAAAAUCUAUUCAUGAGUUUGAGCGUCAAACAGGGAAGAUGGCUAUUAUGCAGAAUGUCAAACCACUGGGUGCUCUUCCUAGUGAUACUGAGAAGAAUCACAAGGAGUGCAAGGCAGUCAACUUGAGGAAUGGCAGAGAACUUGAAGAAGUGCCUCCGAAAAAGAAGAACGUAGCAGAAGCAGAACUUAUCCCUGCUAAGCGAGCUGAGCCAGAGCCGAAAGUCGUAGAGCAACCCGUAGAGGAAGUAGUUCGACCACCCCCUCAUUUUCCACAACGACUUCAUAAUCAAAAAGCAGAUUCGGCUUGUAAAAAAUUUCUUAAACUCUUGAAACAGGUACACAUCAACAUUCCUUUAGUGGAGCUUUUACAAGAAGUUCCAAAAUAUGCUAAGUAUAUCAAAGAUGUGGUUGCGAACAAAAGGCGUUGGACAGAGUUUGAGACUCUAGUUGAUCGAUCUCUUGCUUAUCCUGACAGUAUUAUUGAAGAUGUUCUUGUGAAGGUGGGUCUAUUUAUUCUGCCGGUUGAUUUUGUUAUACUUGAUUAUGAGGCAGAUAAGAGUGUUCCUCUCAUCAUGGGAAGAGCAUUCUUGGCAGCUGUUGACGCUGUGAUCCGAGUUAGAGAUGGGAAGAUGUCCAUGACAGUUGAUAGAUAA